AUGCGACCGCUCACAGAAGAAGAGACCAAAACGCUCUUCGAGAAGCUGGCCAAUUACAUCGGCAAGAACCUCGUCAACCUCAUCGACCGUGCCGAUGACCCGCAUGUCUUCCGCCUGCACCGCGACCGCGUCUACUACGUCUCGGAAUCGUCCAUGCGCCUCGCCAUCUCGAUCGCGCGCCCCAACCUCAUGUCGCUCGGCACGUGCUUUGGCAAGUUCAGCAAGACAGGAAAGUUCCGUCUGCACGUGACGGCACUCGACUACCUGGCGCAGCACGCAAAGUAUAAGGUCUGGAUCAAGCCCAACGGCGAGCUGCCGUUCUUGUACGGCAACCACGUGGUCAAGGCGCAUCUGGGUAGGAUCACGGACGACACGCCGGAGCAUGCGGGUGUGGUGGUGUUGAGCAUGAGCAAUACUCCGCUCGGGUUUGGGGUGACGGCGAGGAGUACGGUUGAUACGAGGAAGCAGGAUCCGACGAGCAUUAUUGUUUUCCACCAGGCGGAUGUGGGCGAGUAUCUGCGUGAUGAGGAUACGCUGUUUUAA
Sporisorium graminicola is the source of this 543-nucleotide messenger RNA. RefSeq lists its product as uncharacterized. Gene Ontology annotation, cellular component: nucleus; nucleolus; preribosome, large subunit precursor. The coding region runs from base 1 to 543 and encodes 180 amino acids. Gene Ontology annotation, molecular function: RNA binding. The transcript has a single exon. NCBI's taxonomy places the organism in Eukaryota, Fungi, Basidiomycota, Ustilaginomycetes, Ustilaginales, Ustilaginaceae. Gene Ontology annotation, biological process: ribosomal large subunit biogenesis; ribosome assembly. The record is from RefSeq and is a predicted model, not a curated record.